This is a messenger RNA of Notothenia coriiceps (black rockcod), 508 nucleotides long. RefSeq names its product deoxyhypusine synthase-like. The transcript is spliced from 4 exons. The record is from RefSeq and is a predicted model, not a curated record. Gene Ontology annotation, molecular function: deoxyhypusine synthase activity. The coding region runs from base 46 to 486 and encodes 146 amino acids. Lineage: Eukaryota; Metazoa; Chordata; Actinopteri; Perciformes; Nototheniidae. Gene Ontology annotation, biological process: peptidyl-hypusine biosynthetic process. Gene Ontology annotation, cellular component: cytoplasm.
UCUUUUUAUUUUUUAUUUUAGGGGACCCGUUGGACUCCCUCAAAAAUGAUCCAUCGGCUUGGCAAGGAGAUCAAUAAUACUGAAUCUGUCUACUACUGGGCGUACAAGAAUAACAUUCCUGUGUUCAGUCCGGCACUAACGGACGGCUCUCUGGGUGACAUUCUCUACUUCCACUCUUUUAAGAAGCCGGGCUUAAUUUUGGACAUUGUGGAAGAUAUUCGCAAGAUGAACGGCCAGGCAGUGUUUGCCAAAAGGACGGGAAUGAUCAUCCUGGGAGGAGGGCUGGUCAAACAUCACAUAUGCAACGCUAAUCUUAUGAGAAAUGGGGCUGACUAUGCUGUGUUUGUGAACACGGGUCAGGAGUUCGAUGGCUCUGACUCUGGAGCCAGACCUGACGAGGCUGUGUCCUGGGGCAAGAUCAGGAUGGAUGCCAAACCUGUGAAGGUACCGAUAUUUAAACCUAUGUCAAUAUACAGUAAGCCUUGACCAGAGCAAGGUUUGUGUCAAU